ACCGAUAUAAAAGAGGUAGGUUGUCCACCAAACAAACUCCAAGACAUCCAGUCUUCUACAUAGGAUCCUCUACACGGUACAAUGGCCUUCAAAGCUCUCGCUGCUCUUCUCUCCGUUGCCGCACUCCAAACUGCGAAUGCCGCCUUGAUAAGGCGUGCCACUUGCGCUGACGGAAACGUGGUCGCCAAUGCCGCCUGCUGCUCUUUGUUCGCCGUCCGUGACGACAUCCAGCAGAACCUGUUCGACGGUGGCGAAUGUGGUGAAGAAGUCCACGAAUCGCUUCGUCUCACCUUCCACGACGCCAUCGGUACCGGUUCUUUCGGUGGCGGAGGUGCUGACGGUUCUAUUGCCAUCUUUGAGGACAUCGAGACAAACUUCCACGCCAACAAUGGUGUCGAUGAGAUUAUUGAUGAGCAGAAGGAAUUCGUCGCCAGGUCUGGUAUGACUGUCGGCGACUUCAUUCAAUUCGCCGGCGCCAUCGGAGUAAGCAACUGCCCUGGUGCUCCCCGUCUCCCUGUCUUCAUUGGUCGUCCUAAUGCUACCGCGCCCGCUCCCGAUUUGACUGUCCCCGAGCCUUUCGACUCUGUCGACAGUAUCCUCGCCCGAUUCGCCGACGCAGGUAAUUUCAGCCCCGCUGAAGUUGUCGCACUCCUUGCUUCACACACUAUUGCUGCUGCUGACCACGUCGACCCUACUAUCCCUGGAACUCCUUUCGACUCUACCCCGGAGAUCUUCGACACUCAAUUCUUCGUUGAGACUCAGCUCCGUGGCACCCUUUUCCCGGGAACUGGUGGAAACCAGGGUGAAGUAGAGUCUCCCCUUGCAGGAGAGAUCCGUCUCCAGUCCGACUCCGAACUUGCUCGUGACUCAAGGACGGCGUGCGAGUGGCAGUCGUUCGUCAACAACCAGGCUAAGAUUCAGAACGCUUUCAAGGCUGCAUUCACUAAGAUGACAGUGUUGGGCCAUAACGCCGCCGAUUUGAUCGACUGCUCUGAUGUCGUCCCUGAGCCACCAGCCUUCACCGACGGCGCCCACCUCCCCGCAGGCCUUUCUCAAAACGACGUCGAGCAGGCUUGCGCUACCACUCCAUUCCCCACUCUCCCAGUUGACCCCGGACCGGCCACCUCUGUUGCUCCCGUUCCCCCAUCUUAAACGGAUUGUCCAUCUUAUUUUCUCGCGAGUAUGGCCCGUCGUUUCAUCUGUUGCUUAGACGAUCUGCUUGGUCACUCGUCCCUCUUGUAAAGUGUCCUAUUAUUGGUAAUUCUAUUCUUGGCGCACCUCAAACUA
Somion occarium is the source of this 1287-nucleotide messenger RNA. Lineage: Eukaryota; Fungi; Basidiomycota; Agaricomycetes; Polyporales; Cerrenaceae. The record is from the annotation of a GenBank genome assembly.